Molecule: messenger RNA, 1674 nt
Organism: Colletotrichum higginsianum IMI 349063
Lineage: Eukaryota; Fungi; Ascomycota; Sordariomycetes; Glomerellales; Glomerellaceae
Exons: 2
Coding region: 1-1674 (557 amino acids)
Source: RefSeq, a predicted model, not a curated record
AUGCCGCCUUGGUGGGAUGAAGACGGCGAGCGUGCGUUCCACGAGGCCGUUUUCAAACUGAGCAGUCUGAGGCAGACGCCCUGCCCGGACGUCUACUACAGACAGAAGCCUCGAACAGACCCGCGAUCCCCCGGCUACAUCUUGAGUCUCCAAGACGAACUGCAGCUGGCCGACCACAUCGCCUUCCUCGCCCAUGACUGCGAGGGUCCACUGCCCAUCGCUGCAGUCUGCAUCGAGGAACAACAGGAUCAUCCGGGACUACGCGUCCGACUGGCCCGGAACCAUCUAAGGAGCCCCGACGACGUCCGAGCGCUCAGCAGACCCGGCGACGCACGAGACCGGCUGUUCGCCCACGUGCUGAAGAUCAGCCAGCAGCGGAUCCUCCAGAGGUUGGCGCCGCGCUGGUGCCCGCCGCCUCCUCACUGGACUCCGAAGCAGAAACAGCAGGGAACCUCGCUGUGCCACCGUCUGAAGACGAGGUUGCUUCCCGAACUCGGAAAACACGGGAGGAGACUGGGUCCGAUCAGGUCCAAGGUUGAUCAUGUUGUGAAGGUGCUCGAGCAGCUGGACAAAGAUCGAGGCGGCCGCAACCUCGAUCAAUGCAUCAGAGCCGCGGUGGAGAGCUGCGCCUUCGCGUCCAAGGGCACAGCGGAGAGAUCUCUCGAGUCGCAGCUCGGGCUGGUGUUCGAUGCGCUCUCCGAACCCGGGCGGAAAGCUGUUGCCCAGAUCGACAAGGUCGCCAGAUACCUCAUCCUCUGCGACGACUUGUCCAAGCUACUGACCCGGAGGGCGUAUUCUGGAAUCUUGCAACACAUCACGCUCGAACCUCUCCUUUCGCCUCCCAAAUCCCGGCCGAAAGGGGCCGAGAAGAGUUGCCACGUCCACGCCGAGGUCCAGCUCUUGUUGUACUACGAGCAGCACCCGUGCGUGCCGCCGCCCCGCUUCAUCGGCUGCAGCAAGUCGGCCUGUUUCCUGUGCGACCUGCUCAUCCGACGGCGCGGGGGGUUCGGGAUCUCCUUUUCCCAUCAGCGGAUCUAUCCGCAAUGGACGGUGACGAACGUGACCUGGAUGAGCGAGGUACAGGCCGAGGCCUGGCGAAACAUCACCCGCGAGAUGACAAGAGAGCUCCAGGCUCUGAUCCGGCGGUUCGUCGAUGACCAAGGCACCCCCUUGGACGCCCCAAUCGAAUCGAGAGCAUGUCUUCCACUCUCUUCCGUCGCCAGUUCGGUACCGAUACCUGGUGUUGUCUCCAAUCCCUAUGAAGCAAUCCCUGCAGGAGAGGCCCCGCUGAGUCUGUCAGAGCCACAUGUUCCAGCUCAGCCUUCGGUGGACAACCGCCUCCCUUUGGGAACGGGAUCCAAAAUCUCUCUGCUGGAGCUUUUCGACGAUGAUCUACCGCUUUCAUACGAGGUUUCGAAGAACUUUCCCGGUAUCCAAUUCGUGUCUAGGCGGCUGAACGUAACGUUCGAAUUCGAUCGGACGUUUUCGGGGGCAAUGUCUCUCAAGCCGGCAGCCGAGGCGGGUGCAACCAUUCGGAGAUACGACGUCGUUCAUGACUUGAAAGGGGACGAUGUCAAAGUGUCGGCAAUACAGGGUGAUGAGGCGUUGGACUUUGCGUUGCAAGUGGGAGGGAUCGACGUGCUUUAUGUUGUGUUAACAUGGGACUUGGUGUAA